AUGGAUCAUACUAUAGCUGUACAAGAAAUUUCGGCACGGGUAGCUGACUUCCACAGUCGCAAGCAACCAUUUCGUAUAUAUCAUGGGGCCACCAACAGUACUCGUCCCUCCAACCGAUCUCUCUCCAACACCGUCAGCACAGAACCCCUGACCCGCGUCCUCAACAUCGAUACCAACAAAUGUACAGCUAUAGUUGAACCCAAUGUCUCUAUGGAUGCCUUGGUGGCUGCCACCAAAGCCCACGGUUUAGUCCCGUUAGUGGUUGUCGAAUUCCCCAACAUCUCGGUUGGCGGCGGAUUCUCGGGGACAUCGGGGGAGAGCAGCUCUUUCCGCGAAGGAUUCUUCGACCAUACGGUCAAUUGGAUUGAAAUUGUUCUGGCGGAUGGUCAGGUGGUGAAGGCAUACAACGAUCGUGUCGAGACAGGCUCGGAACAGGCGGAUAAGCACUCGGACUUGUUCUGGGGUACGGCUUCUUCUUUCGGGACCUUGGGUGUGGUCACGCUAUUGGAAAUCCGAUUGAAAAAGUCACAGCCUUUGGUUGAGUUGAAAUACUAUGUCAAUUCCAAUAUGAACGACGCGGUGCGGGUCUUCGAGGAGGCUAGUGCUGAUCCGAGCACGGAGUAUCUGGACGGAAUUGUUUAUGCAAGGGAUAAGAUUGUUGUUUGUGCUGGAAGACAAGUUGAACAGAGUUCUAAUGUAAAGCCUCGAUACUUUACUCGUCGACAAGAUGAUUGGUUCUAUUUGCACGCCGAACGAAUUGCUCAGUCCAGGAUCUCCAAGAUCUCCGACCGAGAUAUUUUCCCUUGCACGCCAGAUGCAGUGGAGUACAUUCCUCUGACUGACUAUCUCUUCCGUUAUGAUCGAGGUGGUUUUUGGGUUGCCCGUUAUGCUUUCCGCUACUUCUGUGUUCCAUUCACCUUUAUCACGCGCUGGCUUCUCAACCGAUUCAUGCACACCAAGGUGAUGUAUCAUGCUCUCCACGUCAGCGGACUCGGGCGUCGAUAUAUCAUCCAAGAUGUCGGUGUACCGAUAUCCACUGCAGCAGAGUUCUUGGACUGGCUGGACCGCCCUGAAAACUUCGGCCAAUAUCCGCUUUGGCUCUGUCCGUUACCACCAGGAAGCGCCGGUGGGUUGGAAGGACAGCCGGCAAUUGCGGACAAGGGAGGCAAUGUGGGUUCACAGAAGUCACAACUCCUCAACUUUGGAAUCUGGGGACCUGCUACUACCACCGAUCCGGCCGGAUUUGUGGCUCAGAAUCGACAGCUUGAACACAAGGUCCACAGCCUUGGAGGAAAGAAGUGGCUAUAUGCACAUACUUACUAUACAGAAGAUGAGUUCUGGAACAUCUACAACAAGCCCGCGUAUGAUUCUUUACGGGCCAAAUACCAUGCACAGCAUCUUCCAUCUCUGUAUGAAAAGGUCCGAGUGCAUGAAUCCGAUCUUCCUGGUCCGCAUCGGGGAGAGUUUGAGAGUGGGUGGAAGGGAUCGAUCAAACGUGCCCUUUGGGAUGUCUGGCCAUUUUGUGGUCUUUAUGGGGUUUACAAGGCUUGGAGGGGAGGAGACUAUCUAUUGCAGAAAGAGUCUCCUAAGAAGAAGGCCGAUUGA
Molecule: messenger RNA, 1605 nt
Organism: Penicillium coprophilum
Lineage: Eukaryota; Fungi; Ascomycota; Eurotiomycetes; Eurotiales; Aspergillaceae
Product: FAD-binding oxidoreductase
Exons: 1
Coding region: 1-1605 (534 amino acids)
Biological process (GO): steroid metabolic process
Cellular component (GO): cytoplasm; membrane
Molecular function (GO): FAD binding; Delta24(24-1) sterol reductase activity
Source: RefSeq, a predicted model, not a curated record